Molecule: messenger RNA, 866 nt
Organism: Lethenteron reissneri (Far Eastern brook lamprey)
Lineage: Eukaryota; Metazoa; Chordata; Hyperoartia; Petromyzontiformes; Petromyzontidae
Product: 26S proteasome non-ATPase regulatory subunit 5-like
Biological process (GO): proteasome assembly
Cellular component (GO): cytosol
Source: RefSeq, a predicted model, not a curated record
CACUUUGAAACAGCAUGGCGGAUGCGGUGGUGGCGUUGCUCGCUCGCCUCGGAUGCUGCGAUGAUCGAGCCGAGGCCUUGCAGAGCCUCAAGACGGCCGUGUUCGCCUCGCAGCCCUCCACACUCGCCGGCGUCAGCCUGGAGCCGCUCUUCGACAUCCUCGACUGCGGGGAUAGGGAGCACACGGAGCUGUGCUGCGCCGUGCUGGAGCGGGCUCUGCACGGCGAGCAGCCGCAGCGUCUCCUCGCCGCCCAUCGCCACAACCUCACCCGUGGCCUUCUGCACCCGCACGAGCUCGUCCGCCUUCUCUCCCUCACUCUGAUCGAGAGGAUCGUGGGAGACGCGUCGUGCGUCGGCGACAUCGCGAGCCAGCCGGACCUUCUCUCGCACGUCAUCCAGUGCGUCCGGGACGACACCACGUCUGUGGCCACCCAGGCCGUCCGCUGCCUGGCGCGCGUGGCCGCGGCCAGGGAGGGCCUCCAAGCGCUCUUCACCGGCACCCUCCUCGCCAAGCUCAACGGCGUCAUGACGACCAGCGACGUCGUACGCUACCGCGUGUACGAGCUGGUGGUGGAGAUUGCGGGAGCGUCGCCCACGUCGCUGCGCUACUGCGACGAGGCCGGGUUCAUCUCCCGCCUCGUCGCCGAGCUGGUGGGCAACGAUGUGCUCAUCCGCGCGACGAGCGCAGAGACGGUGAGCGGCCUGGUGCGCUCCCCGCACGGCCGUCACCACCUCCUCCACGCCGGCAUCGUGGACCGCAUCGCCGGGCUCCUGCAGGACGCACACAGCGACCCCUUCUGCGACCUCUACCUCCCCGGUGCCGAACACGGAUCAUUAGUUCGCACCGUACAGAGCCAACUGUGCUAA